CCAUGGUGACUUGGGCUGUGAUAGCAGUGUUGUCCAUGACAACGGUGACAGCACAGAAUCUACCAUCAUAUACAUCUCCAAAUUCUGAGAUCAUAGGAAGGGAAAGCAUCAGGUACAGCUUACUUCCUUCGGGUGGCGUGUUCAAGAAAUUUGGUUCUGAUAGAAGUUACUCCUUCAACUAUGAAACACCGACCAGUUCUCGUUCUGAAGACGCCGAUUCGAGCCUGAAUGUCAAGGGGCGGUAUAGCUUUACAGGUAAUGAUGGACGCACAAGAACUGUCAGUUAUACGGCGGGUUCUGAAACUGGUUUCGUCGCCGAAGCUGAUUUCUUGCCUGUUGCUCCAACAACUACAGCUUUAUCAGCAGCUGCUCCUGCGGCAGCCGUCUUGUAUUCCACCUUAGGGACGCAAGGUGAAGCUAAGGUCAGAAGUUCUUCUUCACCUGACGGAAGUUACUCUUUCGGUUAUGAAGCACCAAGCAGCUCUCGCUCUGAAGACGCUGAUUCUAACUUGAAUGUUAAGGGACGUUAUAGCUUCCAAGCUGAUGAUGGACGCACAAGAAUCAUCAAUUACAGAGCGGGUUCUGGAACCGGUUUUAUCGCUGAGGGUGACUUCCUACCUGUUGCUCCCGAGGCUUCAGUUGGAUCAGCAGCUGCUCCAAACGCAGCCGUUUUAUAUUCAGUCGAUGGAACACAAGGUGAAGCUAAGAUUAGAAGUUCUUCUUCGCCUGAUGGAAGUUACUCAUUCAACUAUGAAGCACCGAGCAGCUCUCGUUCUGAAGAAGCUGAUUCUAGACUGAAUGUCAAGGGCAUGUAUAGCUUCCAGGCUGAUGAUGGACGCAAGAGAACCAUAAAUUACAGAGCAGGUUCUGAAACUGGCUUCAUCGCCGAAGGUGAUUUGCCUGUUGCCCCAGAGGCUUCAGUUGGGUCUGCAGCUUCUCCAGAAGCAGCUGUUUUGUACUCAGUGGCUGAAACACCUGGCGAAGCUAAGAUGAGAAGCUCUUCUUCACCUGAUGGAAGUUACUCUUUCGGUUAUGAAGCACCGAGCAGCUCUCGCUCUGAAGUUGCUGAUUCUAGGCUAAAUGUCAAGGGGAAGUACAGCUUCCAGGCUGAUGAUGGACAAACACGAACAAUUAAAUAUCAAGCGGGUUCUGAAACUGGUUUUGUUGCCGAAGGUGAUCUCUUGCCUGUUGCUCCGAAGGAUUUUACUGGAUCAGCAGCAUUUCCUGGGGCAGCUGUUUUAUAUUCCACCUUAGGGACACAAGGUGAAGCUAAGGUCAGAAGUUCUUCUUCACCUGACGGAAGUUACUCUUUCGGUUAUGAAGCACCAAGAAGCUCUCGCUCCGAAGAUGCUGAUUCUAGCCUAAACGUCAAGGGAAAAUAUAGCUUCCAAGCUGAUGAUGGACGCAUAAGAACCAUCAACUACAGAGCGGGUUCUGGAACCGGUUUCGUCGCUGAAGGUGACUUCCUGCCCGUUGCUCCCGAGGCUUCAGUUGAAUCAGCAGCUGCUCCAGAGGCAGCCGUUUCAUAUUCACCUGCUGAGAUACGAGGAAAAGCUCGAGCGAAGAGUAUAGUUUCUAGAGAUGGAAGUUACUCUUUCAAUUAUGAAGCACCAAGCAGCUCUCGCUCUGAAGACGCCGAUUCUAAUUUGAAUGUUAAGGGACGUUAUAGCUUCCAAGCUGAUGAUGGACGCACAAGAACCAUCAAUUACAGAGCGGGUUCUGGAACCGGUUUUAUCGCUGAGGGUGACUUCCUGCCCGUUGCUCCCAAGGCUUCAGUUGGAUUAGCAGCUGCUCCAGACGCAGCCGUUUUAUAUUCAAUCGAUGGAACACAAGGUGAAGCUAAGGUAAGAAGUUCUUCUUCACCUGACGGAAGUUACUCUUUCGGUUAUGAAGCACCAAGAAGCUCUCGCUCCGAAGAUGCUGAUUCUAGUCUAAACGUCAAGGGAAAAUAUAGCUUCCAAGCUGAUGAUGGACGCACAAGAACCAUCAAUUACAGAGCGGGUUCUGGAACUGGUUUCAUCGCUGAGGGUGACUUCCUGCCCGUUGCUCCCGAAGCUUCGGUCGGAUCAGCAGCUGCUCCAGACGCAGCCGUUUUAUAUUCAGUUGAUGGAACACAAGGUGAAGUUAAGGUUAGAAGUUCUUCUUCGCCUGAUGGAAGUUACUCCUUCAACUAUGAAGCACCGAGCAGUUCUCGCUCUGAAGAAGCUGAUUCUAACCUGAACGUCAAGGGACGGUAUAGCUUCCGUGCUGAUGAUGGACGUACAAGAACAAUUAACUAUAAAGCGGGAUCUAAAAUUGGUUUCAUUGCCGAGGGUGACACUCUGCUGGUUGCUUCCGUAGUGUUGUCCCUGGCGGUGGUUAGCACACUGAGUUUUCCACGUUCUGAUGCCGGCUACAAUAUCCCUACGGUGGGCCUGGGAUCCCGAGCCCAGUACUACGUCCUCCACAGCGAUGGCACUUACAAAUACGGCUACGACACCGGCGAUGGCAACUAUGAACAAUCAAUGGCACAAACACCUGGUAAUGUAGCUGGAGCAUUUGGGUACAAGGACCCGACUGGGACCAACAUCAAACUGGAAUACACGGCCGAUGACAGAGGCUUCAUUCCCCGUGGUACUCACCUUCCGGUUGCUCCUAAGGAUGACUUCGGCUCCCGUGUAACCGGAGGAUCUGUUGCUGCCACUAGAAGAGUUCAAUCGUCUUUCCACCCUGCAGCUUUCACUCCUGGUGCUGCUCCUGCCAGUGCCGUGGCAAGCGUUAGAAGUAGUCCUGCUGACCCUGUUGAAGUAGCACAGGUUAGGAGUGCUACUUCUGACGACGGUAGUUACAGCUUCUCCUACGAAACUUCCAGUAGCUCUCGAUCUGAAACAGGUGAUGCCCAGAACUCUGUUAAAGGAGCCUAUUCCUUCGUUGCCGACGAUGGCGUUAACCGUCACAUCCAAUACAUCUCAGGUGCUGAUACUGGUUACAUUGCUGAAGGAGAUUCUCUUCCUGUAGGACCCCCUGUACCUGGUGCUGAAAGUGGCAUUCCCACGGGCAGGAUACUUCCGGUACUCUCCGAAGAAGAAGCUAACGCUCUCGCUGCUUCAACAUCCAGGAGAGGCUUCACUGCUGCAGCUUCCCCUGUUGUUGCCACGUACAGUGCUCCCACUUCUUCUGCUAGUGCUCCGAGCCCAGCCACACGCUCUAAGAUUUCUCCAGGUGCACCUGCUUCUGAUGCUUCCUACUCUUUCAGUUAUGAUGCUGGAGACAGCUCUCGGUCUGAGAGUGCUGACCCCAGUCUUAACGUACAAGGGACUUACAGCUUCGUUCCUCCAGAUACCCAACAUCGUCUGACUGUCAACUACAGAGCAGGUGCUGACACUGGCUUCGUCGCCGAAGGUGAUCACCUUCCGGUUGCUCCUGAUGCUGCCGUUGGCUCUCGUGGCACUGGAGGGGCUGUUGCUGCCACAAGAACUAUUCCAACAUCCUACAUCCCUGUAUCACCCACUCGUGCCAAUGGUGUUGCAAGCGUUAGGAGUAGUUCUACUCUCCCAGUUGAGGUGGCUCAGGUCAGGAGUUCUGCUGCUGACGAUGGCAGUUACAGUUUCGCCUACGAAACUUCCAGUAGUUCUCGAUCCGAAACAGGUGACGCCCAGAACUCUGUUAAAGGAGCCUAUUCCUUCGUUGCCGACGAUGGCAUUAACCGUAAGAUCCAAUACACCGCAGGUGCUGAUACUGGUUACAUUGCUGAAGGAGAUUCUCUUCCUGUAGGACCCCCUGUACCUGGUGCUGAAAGUGGCAUUCCCACGGGCAGAAUACUUCCGGUACUCUCUGAAGAAGAAGCUAACGCCCUCGCUGCUUCAACACCCAGGAGAGGCUUCACUGAUGCAGCUUCACCAGUUGUUGCCACGUACAGUGCUCCCACCUCUUCUGCUAGUGCUCCGAGCCCAGCCACACGCUCUAAGAUUUCUCCAGUUGCACCUGCUUCUGAUGCUUCCUACUCUUUCAGUUAUGAUGCUGGAGACAGCUCUCGAUCUGAGAGUGCUGACCCCAGUCUUAACGUACAAGGGACUUACAGCUUCGUUCCUCCAGAUACCCAACAUCGUCUGACUGUCAACUACAGAGCAGGUGCUGACACUGGCUUCGUCGCCGAAGGCGAUCACCUUCCGGUUGCACCUGAAGCUGACGUCGGCUCCCACGUGACCGGAGGGGCUGUUGCUGCUACAAGGUCUGCAGGAGCUGUUUCCAGGGGUCAGGUCACCCCUGGCUUCUAUAACGGCCAGACCAAAUCUGCAGGAGACACCUUCAGUGGUCAGGCCCCUGCUGACUCCUCCAGCGGUCACACCAGCCAGGUAGUUGGGGAUGUGCUGCUCCAUCAGUAUUCUGCCACUAAUUCUGACAAGUUUGGUUACGUGUUCACCGCAGUGCGCCGCUGAUAAACAGAGACCUAGCGUGAGUAUGCCUGAAGGCGCAUCGAAGCUUAUACCUGUUCAGCCUAGUAUCUAGAUCCAAUUUUCUCAACCUCUUGUCUCAACCCAAUUUUCUUAGCUUUAUAAAAACCCAAUUUUCACAACCUAGUACCUAAAUCCAAUCUACUCAACUUGGACUCUAAAACUAGCGUUCUCAGCUUCUUAUCUAGACCAUCAUUCUCAGCUUCGUAUCCAAAUCCAAGUUAAAUUGUUUUGAUAUCCCUUGCAAUCUCUGCUUCACGAGGUAUCAAUCUUCGCGCCUUCAUCUCAGCUCGCUAACCUUCAACAUGGAUGACGACGGGUGCUGCCCAUUAGUAGCCUAAACACCUGUAUAUAAGUGUCUGUAAUAUAAUUUAACCCAGCAAUAAUCAAAAAGCCAUAAAAAACAUCGGUGGCAACUAACGAAAAUACCCGAGCAAUGGUAGGAAAAAAAUGUUUCUUUAAUACACGGUUUAUCAAUAAAAGUGGCAUAUGA
Messenger RNA from Cherax quadricarinatus, 4926 nucleotides. Its product is annotated as sericin 1-like. Lineage: Eukaryota; Metazoa; Arthropoda; Malacostraca; Decapoda; Parastacidae. The record is from RefSeq and is a predicted model, not a curated record. Gene Ontology annotation, cellular component: chitin-based extracellular matrix. Gene Ontology annotation, molecular function: structural constituent of chitin-based larval cuticle.